AAACGUAAAAUUAAUUACUCAAAUAAGCAGCUCAACUGCUUGCUGUGUCCUCCAUCUUCCUCCUAAAACCCUAAACCCCAAAUUCAGAGAACUCACAUAAUAAUCAAAAUGCACAUUUUCCUUUCGAUUUCAACAAAAUUAUUACAGUCAAAAUCCACAUCCUUCAAGUCCCUCACAUGGAUUCCUACAGUUUUCUUACUAUCCCCAAAGCAAAUGUCACAGUCAACUUCCAUACCCAGAAACCAACAGCGUAUUCGCGACCACGGUUACGAUGAUUACAUGGAAGUGGAGAAGAAAAUCCGUAAAGUAAUGAAAUUCCAAGAACUACUUCUUACUCAACCUAAUUCAAUGAUCGCCAUUUCUCGCCUUGAUAUGCUUGCUCGCCGUUUUGGGUUCAAACAAUAUGAAGCAGGGAAGUUUAUUCUCAAAUUUCCUCAUGUUUUCGAGGUAUUCGAACACCCAGUUCAGAGAAUACUAUAUUGUAGGCUUACUCGUAAAUCAUUGCUUCAAAUUGAGCAAGAAAAACUAGCACUUUUAGCUCAAUUGCCUUUAGCUGUAACCCGUUUACGAAAGCUUCUGUUGCUAUCGAAUACGGGGAGGUUAAGGUUAGAACAUGUUAGGAUUGCAAGGAAAGAUUUUGGUUUACCUGAUGAUUUUGAGUUUUCUGUGGUUUUGAAGUAUCCCAAGUAUUUUAGAUUGUUUGAUGCUAAAGAGACUAGGAAUAAGUAUAUUGAGGUUGUUGAAAGAGACCCGCAAUUAACUGUUUGUGCCGUGGAGAAUGUUAGGGAGAGAGAGUAUAGAGAAAAAGGUGGCGAAGAAGAGAAUGUGCGGUUUUCCUUUAGAGUGAAUUUCCCACCGGGUUUCAAGAUUGGGAAGUAUUAUAAGAUUGCUGUUUGGAAGUGGCAAAGGUUGCCUUAUUGGUUGCCGUAUGAGGAUAUCUCUGGUUAUGAUUUAAGGUCACUCGAGGCACAGAAGAGAAUGGAAAAGAGAGCAGUUGCGACAAUUCAUGAAUUGUUAUCGUUGACAGUCGAAAAGAAGAUUACUUUGGAGAGGAUUGCGCAUUUUAGGUUGGCUAUGGAUUUGCCAAAGAAGCUGAAAGACUUUCUUCUUCAGCAUCAGGGGAUAUUUUAUAUUUCGACGAGGGGAAAUCAAGGGAAAUUGCAUACGGUGUUUCUCAGGGAGGCUUAUAGGAAAGGAGAGUUGAUUGAGCCUAAUGAGUUAUAUUUAGCUAGGAGAAGGCUGGCUGAAUUGGUUUUACUGAGUCCAAGGAAAGUCACAGUGGAUAGAAGAUUGAUUAAUUAUGGAAAACAGGGAGGCGAUGAUGAAAUAGCUGACUACGUUGAGAAUGGAGGAGAUCAUUCAGCUGCCCGAGAGACGGUUAGAGAAGAUUUGGGAGAAGAAAGCCUGGACUCUGAUGAUGAUUGCUGUAUUAACUCUGAUGGUGAUUGCAGUAUUGACACUGAUGGUGAUUGCAGUAUUGACACCGAGUACACACACAAGGAAGCCAAUAAUUAUGGUGUUACUGAUGAUGCAGAGGACACUCGUUUCACUAAUGUAUAGGCAUCAGGCCUUUGGCCUUUGCUGCUGAAUUAUUUGCUUAGCCUCUUAGAGUCUUAGUUGCUGGCCUGCUGUGUAGGCUGCUGAUACAUGUUCGCGUCGAUCAUGCAAAAUUGCAAGCCAUGUGAUAGAAAAACAGCUGCUUCCAUGGUGCAUAUGAUAUUAGGCCCAUACCAAAGAACCGAACCGAAUUAGAAAAGCUGGAACAAAACCGAGCACCAAUGUAAGCUUUUACCCCUGGCUACUUGAGAGCUGAUCAAGUUCUUCUUUCUCUUAGAUGUAAUCUGGAAGAGUUGAAGAAUGGUCAGUAGUGUAUCAGGUGAAAAGACGUAGUUGCAAGUGGUGAAGAAAAUGGAUAUUUUCAAUGAUACCGUUGAUGCUCAGUAAGGAGAAAAAUUGGAAGAUGCUAUGCACGGAGUGACAGAUGAAUUUCAGGCUGGGUUGUUGCUUCUAAUGAGUUCUCUUUGUAAAAGCAUCACCUUUUGUUCCAUUGUAUUUUGUUAAUUAACAGUCAUAUCUUUGGUGGAAGCCAUCUUAGUAGGGCGCUUAGAUGCUUUACUUGUUGAUUGGUGUUCUUCUAUUUUAUUUCUCUAUCAUUUAAGGUUUUGAGUGAUUGUAAACAUUUAAGGUGAACAAUUUAAGAUUUAAGUGAUUGUAAACAGAUUGGAUCUAUCUUUUCUUA
This is a messenger RNA of Solanum pennellii, 2239 nucleotides long. RefSeq names its product protein ROOT PRIMORDIUM DEFECTIVE 1. The coding region runs from base 109 to 1560 and encodes 483 amino acids. Lineage: Eukaryota; Viridiplantae; Streptophyta; Magnoliopsida; Solanales; Solanaceae. The record is from RefSeq and is a predicted model, not a curated record. Gene Ontology annotation, molecular function: RNA binding. The transcript is spliced from 4 exons.